Striga hermonthica is the source of this 879-nucleotide messenger RNA. Lineage: Eukaryota; Viridiplantae; Streptophyta; Magnoliopsida; Lamiales; Orobanchaceae. The record is from the annotation of a GenBank genome assembly.
AUGUCGAAAUCCCGUGAGCCCGAGAAGCCCGUCUCCUCUGAAACCACUUCUGGCGAUGAGGAAAACGUCGAUUCCUCGUCUGAGGAAAUCGAAUCUGAGACCGAGUCUUCCGCACCGCCGGCCAACGCCAGGAAACCCCGAACCCCUUCCGCCACAAAGCCCGCCCCACCCGACGAGGAUUCUGGAUCUGAAUCCGAAUCCGAAUCCGAAUCCGACGCCAGAAGAAAAUCCCAAUCGAAAAGCAAGGACAAGGCCACCGCCGCCUCCGCUUCACCGGCCAGAUCUACCAAAAAGAGGGCCGUCGAGGAGGUUAAGGGGGCGGAGUCCACUUUCAGCAAGAAGUCGAAGAAGGGAUCCGAGAAGAAACAAUUUUUUCAGAGGGUAUGGAGCGAGGCGGACGAAAUUGCCCUCCUGAACGGGAUUAUGCAGUUUAGGGCCGAGAAGAAAUCCGACCCGCAUGAUGAUAUGCACGCCUUUUACGAGUUCAUCAAGAAAGAUUUGCAAUUUGACGUGACGAUGUCUCAGCUGAGGGAUAAGAUUUCUAAGACGAAAAAAAAGUACACAAACAACAAGAGCAAAGGUGAAGGAAGAAUCUUUACGAGCCAGCAUGAGCAGGAAGCCUACGAUCUGUCGGAGAAAGUGUGGGGGGCUGUGAAAGAAAACGGUGUCGAAAAAGGCAAUGGCAGUGGGGCGGACGCCAACAAUAUUGAUAGGAGGUAUGAGUUAGGCGACAAUGUUCCAGUCGAAGAGCGGCGGGAACUGGAUGAAGCAUGGAAGAAGAUCGAGAUUGAAGAGAUGGAGGUGUAUGCGAGGCUUUUUGAGAUCAAGACUGAAAAGGCAAAGCUUUUUCUGAAGGUCAUGAAGUCCCGGGGCCAUUGA